Molecule: messenger RNA, 1160 nt
Organism: Panthera uncia (snow leopard)
Lineage: Eukaryota; Metazoa; Chordata; Mammalia; Carnivora; Felidae
Gene: PCP2
Product: Purkinje cell protein 2
Exons: 4
Coding region: 746-1153 (135 amino acids)
Molecular function (GO): protein binding; guanyl-nucleotide exchange factor activity
Source: RefSeq, a predicted model, not a curated record
AUACCCUCCCAGUGGCAUCCUCUCCCAGGGCACUGAAAGAAAGCCAUAGCUGCUUGGGGGAGGGGGCAGGGACUUUCCUCCUUGCCUCCGGUCCCCAGGCACUGAGAUGACAGAUCACAGGAGACAGCUCAACCUGACACUGGCGACAGGACAGGAAAUCCCAGACCUUCUUGUCUCAGGGCCUGUGGUGGGCAGUCGGACCCAGGGCCAGUGACCAGGAGGCGUGGCCUGGAGACACAGAAGGAGCCAGUCUGCCUGGCGGCACCUCAGUGGUCCUGGGGUCCGGCUUCUUCCCCCAGCACCUGCAGAUGACAACUGCCCCUCCAGCAGGCUGAUGCCAUCCUGCACUGCUUCCCACUGGGGGGCUCCACAUCCUGCCCGAGCCGCCCUGGUGGCCCGUGCUCUCCCGAUGGGGCCAGCCAGUCCCCGCUCCCCACCAUGGGGACGCUGCUCUGGCUUGCUGUUGAGCCCCACCUGAGAGUCCCUGCGGCCCAGUGAAUCCUGCUGGGCGAGGUCCAAACCCGGGUCCCCCUGCCUCCUACCCCCACAGCAGCACCGGCAUCCUUUUGCAAAAACAAUGAUCUGGAUCAUCUUUAUGGGGCUUAAGCCUGGGUGGGAGCAGAUGGGGCGUGAGCUGGGGAUCCGCUCUCCCCACGUCACAAUCUUUUAAAAAGCCUUCUCUGGCACAGGGCCGGGUUAGAGGCCAGCAGAGAGGGAAACCCAGGGGAGGGGAGCGGGGACCGUGAUGGACCAGGAAGAGAAGGUGGACGGGAGCUCGGGCCCCUGCGUCAAGGCUGGCUCUCCAGACCAGGAGGGCUUCUUCAACCUGCUGACCCACGUGCAGGGCGACCGGAUGGAGGAGCAGCGGUGCUCACUGCAGGCGGGGCCGGGCCCGGCCUCCGAGAGCCAGAGUGGCCCCGCACCCGAGAUGGACAGUCUCAUGGACAUGCUGGCCAGUACCCAGGGCCGCCGUAUGGAUGACCAGCGUGUAACAGUCAGCACCCUGCCUGGCUUCCAGCCCAUAGGACCCAAGGACGGAAUGCAGAAACGAGCCGGGACGCUCAGCCCCCAACCCCUCCUCACCCCUCAAGAUCCGACUGCUCUCAGCUUCCGUCGGAACAGCAGCCCCCAGCCCCAGACCCAAGCCCCCUGAGGGCCUG